Alosa alosa (allis shad) is the source of this 1389-nucleotide messenger RNA. RefSeq names its product basic salivary proline-rich protein 2-like. The transcript is spliced from 3 exons. The coding region runs from base 1 to 1389 and encodes 462 amino acids. NCBI's taxonomy places the organism in Eukaryota, Metazoa, Chordata, Actinopteri, Clupeiformes, Clupeidae. The record is from RefSeq and is a predicted model, not a curated record.
AUGGCGGUCUCUCCCAGCAGACCCUGGGCACCUGUGACCGCUCCCAGCCAGGCCGGGAGGCCACCCCCGAUCUCCAUAGCCGCUCCCAGCUCAGCCGGCCAGCCUUUAGGCAGCCCGUCUAGCUCCGCCGCCCGCCAGCCCCACACCUUGCAGAAUGAGGCAAUCACGGUCCUUGGUGGCCUCCCACCACCGCCCCCAACACCCAUACAGGGGCAUGCCCCGCCAGCCCCUGCAAAGGGCCGCCGCGCAGCGUGCGCCCCAUCCUCCAAAGAGAGUGGCGUUCAUCCCGCCACAUUCCCGGAUGCGGCUCCCAGCCCCCACCUCCACCCAAACCCCAAUCAGAAAGUGGGGCCCGUCCAGGAGACAUUAAAGUCCCCGACCACCACCACCCGAUUAGUAAUCCAGGGUGGGGCCAGGAGCUGGAAAAACCCCCGCCCGCUCCGCCGGCACGCUGGGGGCGUGGGCCUUUUACCAACCGCACCCCGUGCGCCCGCCAGGACACAUCAAGCGCGAUCACCCAGAGGCGGCCCGGCCCGGCGGGUUCCUCACCCCAUCCGGCCAAUCAGUCAGGGUUUGAUAGCGCCGUCGCCCGUCCCCCACCUCGUCCGGCGGAACGUGGUCCUCAACAGAGACCGGGGAGGGGGGCCUGCCCUCAACCGAGGGAGUCCAGCGAUGGCCCCGCCCCCCCAUCCAAAGAUCGGUCCUGACUGUCACUCCGCCACGAAGAGGGGGACCUCUGCCGCUCCAGGCUCCCCGUCUCCACCUCCAUAUCCAGACUCUCCGGAACCGCCAGGCCGCCCCCUCUCGGAACCGCGAGAGGAGGAGAGGGCUCAGGAAGACCCCGAGCUCCGCGCCUUCAGCUUCACUCUCCAGACAGCCCGCCCUGCUGGCUGCCCUCGGCCACCGCUUCAAGCCGCCUCCCUCGCAGGUGCCAGGCACCAAGGCCAGCCUGAGACCACUGCCGCCAGCAGCGAGCAGGAGAUGCUUCGAAUCCCAGCCACUCCCCCGGAAAGGGACGCCUCUGCCUCCCUCGGGCUCUUCCACGACCUCCUCACACCGCCCCCAUUCAAGAACAAAGAGCAGCGGCCUCACCGAGGAUACUGCCACAGGACUCGUCGAUGGCAUCCAAAGAGGCCUCCUCGCCCGCAGUUCCACUCCCGUCCAGCGGGGACCCCACAGCAGAGGAAGCUGAGCCAGGCACUGCACCACCUCCCACUGGGAGCUGACGAACCGAGCGACCAUGCGGGCAAGACUCAUGCCAUCUUGGCUGCUAUUAGGGAGCUAUAUCAGCUACUGCUAGCCGCCUGCCGCCCAAGUCUGCAGCCAACCACCUCCUCCUGCUCCUCAAGAACACGCCCUCAGAGCCAGCCGCAGCAUAUUUCCACUUGA